AUGCCACGAAGGGACCGAACUCGGGAUCCAGUUCCGGAUGACAGCUUGCAGCAAUCCUGCCCGCUCUGCCGUCUGCCAGAUAGCAACGACAUGGUCAGCUGCGAUGACUGUGAGCGUUGGUUCCACUUUGACUGCGCCGGAGUAAACGAAGAUGUGGCCAACCACAAUUGGAGCUGCCAGGAGUGCAUCGUUGCCAGAGUUCCUGCUCCACAAUCGCCACAUCCAAGAACUCCUACAGGUGACCCAUUACCACACCCGCAGUCACCAAUUCCACUACCAGUUCCACGUCUGCCCACACCGCAAACACCAAUCCCACCGGUUCCUACACCACGACCGCAAACUCCGCGAACGCCAAUCGUACCCCCACGUAGUCCGUUGCCAAAUCCGCAGCCACCUACCCCACGUCCACGAACACCACGAUCGCCAAAUCCGCCACCGCCAACCCCACGUCUGCGUACUCCUCGAACACCUAAUGUGAAUCCUGAUGUGCCAGUAGUUCCCAGACAAGUUGCUGUCGAUCCAGAUUUUGUGAACAAACUGCCUGCCGAACUCCGGAUCCAACUUCUAGAGGAAGAGCAAGCCAUCGAACGCAAGUUUAUGUUGCGUAGGUUUCAGCUUCUGCUCGAGUCGACGGGAAAUGCCAUUCCUGCACGACAAAGUAGUCCAGAAGGGAACGCUUUCGAACCAAACAACACAAGAAACCAUCCUGUCUUUCAUUCUUCGCCUGUGAAUAGUCACCGUAGAUAUAUGCCUCCCUUUGCACCACCCCCAGUCCGCCAAGAUCACGACGGACCAACUUUCGCUCCACAUCGGGAACAGCAACAGUUAUACGUUCCAGUUGAUAUUCCUUCUGAAAUCAACCAUCGUCCCGAUUUCUCUGCUCGUGACCCUCCUCGUAUCGAUCAUCAUUCGAACAUACCAGCGUUCAAUCCACCUCCACCUAUUCACCGUCCUAUCGCUUCGACGUUUGCUUCUCUCCGGACCGAUCAACAUCAGCAUAUUCCGACGUUCUCUCAAGCGAAUCAUACUCAGCGCCCGAAUGCUUCGGCAUUUGCCCCAUAUGCUGGUCUUCCGCGUCCUGCCGCUCAAGAGUACUAUCCGUACGACUUACACGACUAUCCUUCUGCCACGGGGGGGACGGCGUUGCUCAAUAAAAGCCAAAUCGCCGCACGUCACGCAGUCUCUAAGGAACUACCAAUCUUCAGCGGGGAACCGGAUGAAUGGCCCUUGUUUUUCGCAACCUACGAGAACACAACGAACCUUUGCGGAUUUUCGGCGGAGGAGAAUAUGGCUCGUCUACAGAAGUGUCUACGUGGGAAAGCAUUGGAAGCGGUCAAAUGCCAGCUGUUGCACCCAGCCAACCUGGAUCAAGUUAUUUCGACGUUGCGAAUGCUGUUUGGGCGUCCGGAAAUUAUCGUACAUUCGCUGCUGCAGAAGAUAAACACUCUUCCCGCUCCCAAAGCAGAACGCCUAGGUACGCUCGUUGAUUUCGCGCUGGCCGUUCGCAACAUGGUAGCAACAGUGAAGGCCUGUGAGUUAGAGGAGCAUCUGUGUAAUUUGACACUGCUGCACAAUCUGGUAGAUCGUCUUCCACCGAUGAUUCGGCUGAAUUGGGCGACCCAUCGUCAGUCUCUUCGAUCGGUAACUUUGUUGGAGUUUAGCGAGUGGCUGUACAAACUGGCAGAAGCAGCGAGCACGGUGACGAUGCCUCAGUUCUCGGGCUCCUUCGACAACAAGACACACCGGGAACGGAAGAACGAUGGAUUUCUGAACGCACACACCGAGACGGUUCCCAAGGUCAACCAAAGCGACGUUGAUAGUGGAUGUGUCAUCUGCAAUAGCAACUGCAUAGCAGUGGAGAAGUGCAAACAAUUCGUUGCAAUGGAUCUUUCCGCUCGGUGGGCUGCACUCCGGGAACACAAAUUAUGCCGUAGCUGCCUGGAAAGUCAUCGAGGUCCCUGCAAGUCCGGGAAGUCGUGUGGUAAAAACGGCUGCCAAUACAAACACCAUCGGAUGAUGCACAACGACGCGAAAGAUAAAUCGAUAGCGUCAUCUUCGUCGAGUUCGACACCGACUACUUCUACUUCACAGCACGUCAGCGCGAGCAGUUCCCGAGAAACCAGAUCAUGCAACACGCAUCGAGGAGAAAGCAGAGCUGUACUAUUCCAAUACGUUCCGAUCACGCUGUACAAUGAUGGGAUCAAGGUUCAAACCUAUGCGUUCCUAGACAGCGGAUCUUCCUUGACACUGAUGGAGGAAAGUUUGGCGAAGGAGUUGAAUUUGCGCGGCGAAAGGCAUCCACUCUGCCUCCGCUGGACGGCUGAUACCUGCCGUUACGAAGACGAUGCCAUGCGAGUUUCAUUCAACGUUUCGGGCCUGUAUGACGGAUGUCCACAAAACAAACUGACAGAUGUCUACACGGUUAAAGAGUUGAAACUUCCAUCGCAAUCUCUCUCCAUGCGGAUGCUUUCGACGAAAUAUCCUCAUCUCGACGGGUUGCCAAUAGAACCAUACAGUAACGUUCAACCGAAAAUAUUGAUCGGCAUGAAUAAUGUACGAGUGAUCCACCCCCUAGAUAGCCGUGAAGGGAAGCCAAACGAACCAGCUGCUGUCAAGACACGCCUUGGAUGGACGAUCUACGGGACUUGCUUGUCCGAUAAUGACCCGGCGUCGAAAAUUACCCCGUACAGCUACCAUAUCUGCUUCCACUCUUACGAUUCGGAUGAGCUCUUGCACGAAACCGUCAAAAACUACUUCACUCUUGACAGUUUGGGGAUCAGUGCUCCGCAGAACCAGCUGCUUUCCAAAGAGGACGAACGAGCGUUGACGAAAUUACGUGACGUUACGACGUUCCAGAAUGGGCGCUAUCAAGUCGGUCUUCUUUGGAAAUACGAUGAUGUGCGCCUACCCAACAACAGAUCAAUGGUGUUGAGACGCCAUCACUGUCUGGUCAAGAGGAUGGAACGUGAACCUCAACUAGCUGAGACGUUAAGAGCGAAGAUGGCAGACUACAUCAGCAAAGGCUACGUCCGCAAGCUUACUCCGGAGGAAAGUCAGAGGAUGGGGAAUCGGACCUGGUACUUGCCUAUUUUUCCGGUCUUUAACCCUAAUAAACCAGGCAAGGUCCGAAUCGUGUUCGACGCAGCCGCGUCGUUCGGAGGAGUAUCGUUGAAUUCAGUGUUGAUGAAAGGUCCGGAUCAACUGAACGCUCUACCACCAGUACUACUUAAGUUCCGGGAGCGGUUGAUUGGCCUAGGAGGCGAUGUAGCUGAAAUGUUUCAUCAGAUGUUGAUGAACCCGCAAGACGAAGAUAGCCAGCGUAUCGUUUGGUGUGCCGACGGAACGAUGGAUCCGUGCGACUAUGUGAUGCAGGUUGUCACGUUUGGAGCUACCUGUUCACCCAGCACUGCGCUAUUCGUCUUGAACGAAAACGCUGCCCGUUUCGAAAGUGAGUACCCUAUUGCUGUCGACGCUAUACGCCAUAGACACUACGUAGACGACAUGCUUACGAGCGUAGAUACGGAGGAGGAAGCCAUCAACUUGGCCAACGAGGUUCGCUACAUUCAUCAACAAGGCGGAUUCCACAUGAGAAAUUGGGUAUCAAACUCGUACAAAGUGCUGGAAGUCCUUGGAGAGAAGCCAAAUCCGGAAAAGUCGUUGGAGAUGAGCGCCGACCUUGCCAUGGAAAAGGUCCUCGGGAUGUGGUGGAGCACAACAAAGGACGUCUUUCGCUACAAGCUCUGCACGGAACGCAACAAGGACCUUCUCACCGGAAUCAAGCACCCAACCAAGCGGGACAUGUUACGGACGCUGAUGGCCAUCUACGAUCCAUUAGGUCUCAUUGCGCACUACUUGAUGUUCCUGAAGAUACUGCUACAGGAGGUCUGGAGAGCAAAAACCGGAUGGGAUGAAGAAAUUGGAAAAAAGGAGUUGGAGAAGUGGUAUACAUGGCUACGCAUUUUGCCGGAGCUCGAGUCGGUAGAAAUUCCGCGCUGCUACUACCGGGCUGACUCCAGCAUUGACGAGGCUAGGAUCGAGCUUCACACAUUCGUAGAUGCUAGCGAGCUUGGGUACGCAGCCGUUUCCUAUUUCCGCUUUGAAAGGGACGGACACGUUCAUUGCGCGCUUGUUGGCAGCAAAACUAGAGUAGCACCUCUCAAGUUCGUCUCCAUUCCUCGCCUGGAACUGCAAGCGGCAGUCAUCGGUAUGCGCUUGGCCAAGAGUAUCGAGGCAGGCCACUCUGUCAAGGUCGACCGUCGUUAUUUCUGGACCGAUGCUCGGGACGUCAUGUGCUGGCUUCAAUCGGACCACCGCCGGUAUUCCCAGUUUGUGGCUUUCCGCGUGGGUGAAAUAUUGGAAGAGACGAAUGUUACAGAAUGGAAGUGGAUAGGCACAAAGGAGAACGUGGCCGACGACGGAACAAAGUGGAGGUACAAACCGGAUCUCAAGCCAGCAUGCCGUUGGUUCAACGGUCCAUCGUUCCUGUGGAGACCCAAAAUAGAAUGGCUGGAGUCGUCGCUGAAUGGCCAGGAAACCGUUGAAGAAAUCCGUUCAAGCGUGUUGCACCAUUCGGUUGGGAGAGUUCGUACCAUUUUGUUGCCCGAGAAUUUCUCGUCGUGGUACCGAAUACGGCGUGUAACAGCUUUCGUCCAACGGUUCGUAAACAACAUCUGGCUGAAGAAGGGAGGUCAACAACGGAGUGUCGGGCCACUUACGCAGCAGGAACUUCUCGAAGCGGAGGCGUUCCAAAUCAAACGAGCGCAGGAGGAGGUCUAUGCAGACGAACUAGCGGUACUAGCAGCGGGCGACCGACGACUCCAGAAAAAGAACAGCCUGUUCAAGGUCAGUCCGUUCAUUGACAAGCAGGGCGUGAUGCGCAUCCACAGUCGAUUGGGCGAAUGCGACUUUAUAGAUGAGAGCAGCAGGUACCCCAUCGUACUCCCACGAGAACAUCCAGUUACGACGCUUGUUAUACGCGACGUUCACCUACGGUAUCAUCAUCAAUGCCACGAGACCUGUGUGAACGAAGUACGCAAAGGAUUCCACAUCCCACGAGUUCGCAGGGUCUACGACCGAGUGCGUCGAGAAUGUCAGCUAUGCAAGUUGCAACAUGCUGCACCAGCGCCACCGAUGAUGGCCCCGCUACCGAAGCGCUGGGGUGUCAUCGUAACUUGUCUGACGAUUCGAGCGAUACACCUCGAGUUGGCUGCCACGUUGAACACCAGCUCGUGUAUCUUAGCUCUACGGAACUGCUUCGCUCGACGGGGAACUCCAGUAGAAAUUAGGAGCGAUCGUGGGACGAACUUCGUGGGUGCGGACAAGGAACUUAAAGAGGCGCUAGCGGCAUUAGAUCAGAACAGGUUCAUGGCGGAAUUCACCACACCGAGAACAACGUGGUGUUUCAAUCCCCCUGCGGCGCCACACAUGGGUGGCUGUUGGGAGCGGCUCAUCCGAUCCGUGAAGAAGGUCCUAUCCCAGGUCAAGCCACAGCGAGUACCUACGGAGGAAAUAUUGAGAAGCUAUCUAAUCGAGGUAGAGAACAUCAUCAAUAGCCGACCGUUGACCCAGGUACCGGUGGAUGAUUAUUCAUCACCGGCGCUUACACCAAACCACUUCUUACUAGGUUCGUCGGACGGAUCGAAGCCACUGGUCCCGUAUGACGAAUGUCCGUUGAUGCUGCAACGAUCGUGGAAGGCGUCACAGGCGUUGGCAAACCUUUUUUGGAAACGCUGGGUGGACGAGUACUUGCCAACAAUUACGCGUCGUACAAAGUGGCACUACCCGGUGAGGCCGAUUGCAGUUGGAGAGAUUGUCGUCGUGGCCGAUCCCAGCUUGCCGAGAAAUUGCUGGCCCAAGGGCCGAGUGGUUUCGGUGAAGACAUCAGCUGAUGGACAGAUUCGGUCAGCGGCAGUUCAGACCACCACUGGACUGUACGAGAGGCCUGCAACCAAGCUAGCUGUAUUGGACGUAGGUGUAAACGAGAGUGGGUCGGACCAGGGUCCAACCACUGGGGGGGACUGUUGCGUGCGCCCCUCGUGCGACGCCACACCUACUAAUCUAUCUUAUGGAUGCAGCGGCGCCGCAUUGAAGCUGACAGCGGCAUAA
Molecule: messenger RNA, 6105 nt
Organism: Ochlerotatus camptorhynchus
Lineage: Eukaryota; Metazoa; Arthropoda; Insecta; Diptera; Culicidae
Exons: 2
Coding region: 1-6105 (2034 amino acids)
Molecular function (GO): nucleic acid binding
Source: RefSeq, a predicted model, not a curated record